CCUCAGAACAAAUGAGAUUUCAUGCAAGGGGAGGCCAAAAGAAUCAUAUACAGAUGGGGAAACUGAGGCACAGAGCUAUGCAGGUCCUGAUUCUGCACUGAAAGCUGUGCAGCAGCCCCCUCGGGGACUCGGGCCCAGUCUCGGAGACGGCCUUCUCUGCUAAGUCCCCCCACUUCAACGCUGAGGAAGCCUAUUCUGCCCAUAUGCCUGAGCACCUUCGCUGCGAUGCCUGCAGAGUGAUAGCCUUCCAGAUGCAGGAAUACCUGACAAAAGCAGAAUCCAAACGGUCGUCUGCUAAAGCACCGUCCGCUCGUCUGAGCGAGUCUGAAUACGUGGACACAUUGGAGAACAGCUGCUCGCAGAGCUGGGAAAACUAUGGAGUGCAAGAAGUGCGGGGAGUGAAACGCUUCGCAGGGCCUGGCCUGAAGAACCAGGAGACGGUGAGUGUGAUGAUGACAGGUGGACCAUGGCCAGCAAGAUUAUAUAAGCUGUGCCACAGCUACCUGGGCGAAUUUGGGGAAGAGCAGAUCUACGAGGAGUACCGACGCAGGCCGGCUGCCUUGGCAGAGUUCCUGUGCUUCGAAGAGCAGAGAGCCUGCACAAGACUUAGCGACACCCAGAGCAAAAGCCCAAACAAAGCGAAGGCUCUGCAGAGCGAACUGUAGUUCUGUUCCUGCUCAGCCAAGAUUGGCAAAUAGGUCUAAGCUGACGAGUGUGUGCCGUCAGCCUGGCCUGCCGACUGGCCAUCAGAGGAGACCAAUGUGCAGUUUCUGGGCUUUCCCCCAAAAAACAAAUGCUUCCAGGCUCUUUUACAUCAUUGUUAUUGCUUAAAAAAGAUCAAUCCCCGUAACCCCGCAGGGCUGACAGGCACCCCAAUAAUAAGAAACCACCGUAUACAUCCGAGCAACCCAAUAAUAACAAACCAACAUGUACAUCCGGGCAACUCUAUAACAAACCAAAAUAUACACUCAGGCAACCAAAUAAUAACAAACCAAUAUGUAAAUCCAGGCAACCCUAUCAUAACAAAACAACGUGUACAGUUAGGCAGCUUUAUAAGAAUAAAAUGAUAUUCUUAGCCCAGCAAUUAUUUAUGGGCAACCCUAAAAUAAACCAACACACAUACAUAAUUACAUACCAUAUAUCAAUCCAAUGCCAGAAACACAUGGUGGCAGAUCCUCGGUGUAAAUUAUCAUAGCUUCAGCAAAGUCUGUUGGAGCUGGGCUGUCGUCAAUGGCACUCUGACAAUUUCCACCUGCUGAGGAUCUGCCCACUAGAUCUAAUAUAAGCUCAGUAUAUUGAAAUAGUUACAUCCAGUCUGAUUUUUAGAAGUCCCGAUUCCUCACGGGUCCUAUUGACUUCCUUUCCCACAUUGAGUCAUGGGGCAUAUGUAGGUUUGCUGUUGAAUUCCUCAGGUUCCUAGCUGUGCAUUUUAUAAAUAAUGCAUUUUACUAACUACACCUCUACCUCGAUAUAACACUGUCCUCGGGAGCCAAAAAAUCUUACUGCGUUAUAGGUGAAACCGCGUUAUAUUGAACUUGCUUUGAUCCACAGGAGUGCGCAGCCCCGCCCCCGGAGCACUGCUUUACCAUGUUAUAUCCGAAUUCAUGUUAUAUUGGGUCGCCUUAUAUUGAGGUAGAGGUGUAUAUGAGUAUAAAUCAAUGGCCCAUCAUUUCCCAUUGUAUCUCACAUCUUUAAGUCAGUUCUCAGAAGGUCAUUUCAAUGAUCGUCAACCCCAUGGUGCAAAUAUGUUUCAGGUGGUUUGAAAAAUCUCUUUCUAGUCUGGUCCCUCGUAUGGGCUAGUGCUCGUUGUCUGGCAGUGCUAAGGUGUUUCCUCCCCCACCCUAACUGAGCACAAGGACAUUGAUGGCUUAAGUAACUGUGGACACUUUCUGUCUUUAUUUAGGUGGAGGGGUUUUAAAUGCAUUUGGAGGCCUUUUACUCACUGUAUGAUCAGUUGUUUUCCCCUGGCUAUUCUUCCCCUGUUAUUUCGAUCUAAUGUCAAGCUGCCUGUCUUUUGCUCAUCACCUGUGGGCUCAACAGGUGACCCUGCUGCCCUCCCUUCCCAGCACUUAGGGACGUUUCAAUCCUUUUCCACCUAACUUCGUUCACUUCUUCCUGCACAGCAGGAUUUUUCUGACAGUGAGAGUCAUUCCUUUGUGAAUGUUUCCAGUUAUUAACUGCUUCCUGUUGUGGCUCACAGGCCUGCAGUCUGAUGAGCAGGCUGUGCGUUUAAUAUGCUGUUCCGAUCUUGUUCUAGGUUCCUGCUUUACAUUGUUAAUUUCUAGCUGGCCGAGUGUCUGGGCUGAAUGGCGCUGUUAUUUCAGCGGACGGUUUGGUUUAUAAAACGUUAUGGUCUGAAAGCUGGUUUAUUUUGCCACAGAAAAAUGCAAUGAAAAUUAAAGAAAACUUGA
Molecule: messenger RNA, 2411 nt
Organism: Mauremys mutica (yellowpond turtle)
Lineage: Eukaryota; Metazoa; Chordata; Testudines; Geoemydidae
Gene: MZB1
Product: marginal zone B and B1 cell specific protein
Exons: 6
Coding region: 204-665 (153 amino acids)
Biological process (GO): regulation of B cell proliferation
Cellular component (GO): extracellular region; endoplasmic reticulum chaperone complex
Source: RefSeq, a predicted model, not a curated record